ACCUUAAUCCCUCCCUCAGACCUUAUCACUUCACCCACAGAGCCAACCUCUCCACUUGAUCCACCAACAUCAAGGACAUCAAGGUCACAGCCGCUUACUCUCCCUCUUCAACACCUCCCACCUCUUCCCCCAAUGGUGCCUCACUGUCCCAUACCUCCAACCCACACACCUGUGAACUCACCACUGCUAGCUUCCCUCCUUACAGGUCACCCCAAUAGUGACUUCACCACCUACCUACUCCAAGGCUUCACCUGGGGAUUCAAGCCCUGCCCCGGCCACAAGUCAUCGACAAAUACUUGGAGGCCGAAUGCCAGGCAGGGCACACUCUUGGACCCUUCCCCUCUCCCC
Messenger RNA from Geodia barretti, 348 nucleotides. Lineage: Eukaryota; Metazoa; Porifera; Demospongiae; Tetractinellida; Geodiidae. The record is from the annotation of a GenBank genome assembly.